Chelmon rostratus (copperband butterflyfish) is the source of this 2077-nucleotide messenger RNA. RefSeq names its product down-regulator of transcription 1 (gene dr1). Lineage: Eukaryota; Metazoa; Chordata; Actinopteri; Chaetodontiformes; Chaetodontidae. The coding region runs from base 685 to 1215 and encodes 176 amino acids. The transcript is spliced from 3 exons. The record is from RefSeq and is a predicted model, not a curated record. Gene Ontology annotation, molecular function: general transcription initiation factor activity; core promoter sequence-specific DNA binding; protein heterodimerization activity. Gene Ontology annotation, biological process: chromatin remodeling; RNA polymerase II preinitiation complex assembly; positive regulation of transcription by RNA polymerase II. Gene Ontology annotation, cellular component: negative cofactor 2 complex.
UUGACGGUGUUUCCGGACAAAUUAAUGCUAAUGCUGCUCAGAAUAUAAAAUUAUAAAUGGAUUGCUUGUGGCUUUAAGGUUGUUUGACAUGUUUGUCUGAUUUGGUCGAUGCAAGACAGAGUAAGCUUCAGUGUUGUGGCGACUUUAUUCUACUCGUCUCCACCCAGCUAACUAUUUAACGUUAGUUACUUAAGCUAAGGUAGGGGCAGUUCAUUGUUAGCCUAGCUUUAGCCAUGCUCUCGGACUCCGCUUUCACUUGUCUUCUGCGUUGCGGCUUGCUUGCGACAGGGACCACAGCUACUAGCUAGCUUGGUAGCUAGCUAGCUAAGCAUAAUUUUCCAGUGUUGACGCUUUUGCGCUCUCAUAUUUGUUCUUUAGUGUUUCUUGGGAGUUUUCAUUUCAUGUCACAUUCCGUAUGUGAGUGGUGGUUUGUAGAAACUGCACCUUUAAUUUUAACACGUAAAAACCCGUGUUAGCUUAGUUAGCGAGCUAGCCAGCCGGCUAACUUUGAGGAAACGUCUUUUUUUUAUGACAUUUAAGUUGGUCUUGACGUCGUCUUUACCGGACACUAUACGUUAACUCCAUUAACUCAAGCAGGCCUGACGCCGUCUGCUAACGUUUUUCACCACCCAGUCAAGAACCGGACCUUUCAUUUCUUUGGUUUGUGGUCAUAUUCCUGCCACGAUGGCUUCUUCCUCUGGAAACGACGACGACCUCACCAUCCCCAGAGCAGCUAUCAACAAGAUGAUUAAAGAAACUCUCCCUAACGUCCGAGUGGCAAACGACGCCAGAGAGCUUGUGGUUAACUGCUGCACAGAGUUCAUUCACCUCAUAUCCUCAGAAGCAAAUGAAAUAUGCAACAAGUCCGACAAGAAGACCAUAUCUCCAGAGCAUGUCAUCAAUGCUCUUGAAAGUCUCGGUUUCGCAUCAUACAUCACGGAGGUGAAAGACGUGCUGCAGGAGUGUAAAACUGUAGCUCUGAAGAGGAGGAAGGCGAGCUCUCGACUGGAGAACCUGGGAAUCCCAGAGGAAGAACUACUCAGGCAACAGCAGGAAUUGUUUGCAAAGGCGCGGCAGCAGCAGGCAGAGCUCGCCCAGCAGGAGUGGCUACAGAUGCAGCAGGCAGCCCAGCAGGCACAGAUGGCAGCGGCAUCUGCCAGCGCCGCCCAGCAGGCCGGCUCCUCUCAGGAUGAAGACGAAGAGGAUGACAUGUGAUCCCAGGACGCCGUUCAACUUGUCCGAAUCCCUUCCUGGGACCGCGUUGGUGCACAAAUCUCCCAGUGCUGUCAUCGACAGAGACACGCCACGUGUUUGACCGCUGGUAUACAUCAGUGUAACAUGGAUAAUGCACAUUGGAAUGGACAGCGAAGAGAAAGGUGAAGGGGGAUUUCAAGAUAGCCACACGUUCAGAUACCAGUACCUGAAAAUGAUUUGGAGAGGCUGUUAAUAAAGUUUUUGAUUAAUCUCUUCUUCCCCCUUUUUCCAGUUGCUUCUGUUUAAUCAUGUCUUGACAUUAUGUUGUGAGUAAGUUGUAGAUUUCUGGAUGUGUUGUGGACCCCCCCACCUGGUAUACUUGUUCAACAGAGCAACAGAGGUUUAGGGGUUGUGAAUAUUUGUUCUUUUUUUUUUUUAAGUAGAGAACUAUAUGGACAUUUUGUUUAAUUUUAGCUCAUUCAGAUACUUUAUGUUGCAUUUUCUUUCCACCUUAAACCACCCACAGUAUUGCUCAUUAGCCACACCUUUCAGAAAUGGAAUAUUUUUGCCUCAUAGAACCAAAGACUGAGGACAGACUGACAGCCCAGAGUCGAUGUUUUUUUUAAAGGUGUAGGUGCUACUGUGAUUCUCGUUGCUGACUCCAGGUCAGUGUAAACAAUGUUAAGGAUUAUUAAUCUAUGACUUUGUAAAAUGCUUUGAUAUCCAGGCUCAAUUUGUUAUUUCCCUUCUCCUUGGGUGCAGUAUCAAACAUUUGCGUUGUGACUGUGGCCAGUCCUCAGUGUAAAGACAAGUAACCUAGUUGUGACACACAUUCACUCGCCUAUGCUACAAAGUUGUAUUCUUUAAGCAAUAAAGGAAUCGU